AAAUUUUCAUGGAUUUUAAUUAACGAAAUGACUAUAAUCCAUGUUUUGUGGGAAGUUGAAAUUUCUUCCUGUAAUUUUAUUUUUGUGUGUCAAUCGAAUAACUAAUAUAGAGUAUUACUCCUAAUAUUUAACUUAUCAAUUUUGGUGAAUUUCAUUUCUCAAACAAGCCAUUUGUAUUAAACCAUGGGUGUUAGUAGUAUUAAACCAUGGGUGGUAGUAAAUAUACUAUCAUCUGCAUCCGACCUGCCGAAUUAUAAUUGUUACGGAGGAAAUGAACUUGUAUCAUUAUCUAUUAAUUUUACAAGAAAUUCCCAAGGACUUGACUCAAUAAAGUAUGAACUACCUCAUUAAAUAAUCCAAAGGCAUAACUUGUGGGAGGAGAUAAAUUAAAGAAGAAGAAUUUAAUAAAGUGGGUCCAACAUCAUACCACCUUUAUUUCCACGUGUUCAGAAAAUGACCCCAAACUCAAACAUAUUUUUUAAAUAAUAAAAAAAAAACAGUUUAUAAAUCUGACGUCGCCAACCCUUCUUCUCAAAUUCACUCACUAGUCGUAGUUCCAAGCAGCUUCUACUCUCACUUUGCUCUUUCUCACUCUCUUUCUUUCUUCUUCCCCAAAUUCACGAAACCCUAGUUCUCCAGCUUUCCAUCAUAGGAAAACAAGAUGCUUUCUGAGUUAAAAUGUCAUUGUGUUAAGAUGAUGCAGAAGUAUGGUGCUAAUGUUGUCUGCAUGGUGUGACAUAUGUUACUUGACUUCAUGGAUUUCGAUCCAAGAAUUUUAUCUGGCGGACAUGGGUGGCAUUAUAAUUUUCACUUUGGCAACGGAUACGAUAUCAUUGAAGAAGAUGUAGCCAAUGAAAAAUCUUGUGUGCAAGCGCUGCGAUAUUUGAUUGCUAAAGCAGAUGCUGAAAUUGAUGAUCUUGAAGAUGAAUUGGCUGUCCUCCAAUGUCAACUGAAGUGGGCUAAAUCGGAUGGGCAGAGGGAUCCCUAUGAAGUCUGCUGUGCUACUUUCAAGCGAAAGAUAGAUAUGCUGUCUAAAUCAAUUAAGGAUGCGAGAGAUAAAAAAAUACUUAAUGAGCAUGACAAGGGCACAACAAAAAUCCAAGUGCCAACUGAGAGAAUCUAUGACAUCAUUAGUGCUUUAAUUGAGCAGAAUUUGUCCUCUCCCGAUGAACAGGUGGAAGACAGGUCUAAUGAAUUGAAUUUGCUUAUAGAUUCUGGCUCAAUUGACACUGAUAUGGAAAAAGAAACAGCUUUUGAGUCAUGUGCAGAGUCCAAGGAACUGUCGAUAGAAUUUGAAAGGCUAUGCAAGCCUGCAGCCACUGUUUCUGAAGAAUCUUGUUCAGAUGCUACCCGAUAUGUAACAAGGGACUCCAUUGAGGCUAGAGAUAUCAAUAAGACUAAUGUUGAAGUGAUUGGGCAAAAGAAAGAUGAUGUUUACGAGUGCACACCUGCAGGGGAAAAUGUAUUCAUAGCUUGUGUGCAGGCUUACAAUGAUAGUGUGAACUCAAAAUCAAGAGCUUUGCAUCAUGGAGAAAUUGAGGAAUAUGUGACUGGAUCAAAGAACAGUGGAAGUAGCUCUUCUCCUGUAUCUUCAAAGACAGAAGUGAUUGUAAAAGUUGAAAAAGAUGAUGAUACAGAUAUGAGCAUUCAACUUGUUGCUGCUGAUUUCCUUUGCAAUACGCAAGAUCUUAAAAGCGAAGAUCCUGAUGAAGGUCAUCAUCAAUUGGGUAAAAAAAAUAAAUCCCAACGAAAUAAAUCCAGUUUAAGUUCAAUUCUAAAACCAUCAGGGCAGAAAGUAAAGAGGAAAUAUGUCAAAGCUGUCAGACAAUCUAACCUGAGCCUGAUGCUAAUGCCACAAAGGAGUGGAAAGAGGGAAAACCCUUCAAAAGCAGCUGACUUUGGACAAUCUAAUUCACCUGCCCUUCUGGUUAAUGAGGGAUCUAGCUCUCUUCCUGAAGUGAUUCAGCAGAGAAAACCAGGAGACAUAGCUCACACAAAUCUCCCUAGGCUCUUAGAACCUCAGGAAGUUAGCAGCAAAAAUGCUAGUAUUCAGUCCCAUGAAGUGAUAGUUUCAAAGGGGGCUGAUCUUUGUGCAAGGAGUGAUUUGGCUGCAAAGAUGCAGAAGCAAUUAGUGUUUGGCCUGGAAUCACCUCUAGCUGCAGAAGGGAUACCUCUACUGCUUGAUUCUAGUCCAGAACAUGUGCAUACUGUUGAAAGUAAGAGUGCUAUUGCAGAGGAUGUAGAAACAAAAGAGUUGGCCUCCUAUGAUAAAGAAAGCUUGACAUUAAAGCUUUCUCAAGAUUCUGAUUUCUUGAACAAGAUGAGAGUACCAGAACUAAAAAGAAUUUUGAAGUUUUUCAAGGUCCGCGGUUUCUCUAAACUCAAGAAAGAGAACAUGAUUGAGGAACUGACCAAAGUACUAAGCAACACAUAAAACUACAAGCAAGAAAUGUACAGGAAAACAAUCCAUUUUUUUUUCUUCUAACCUGCUUUUUGUCUCUGCAGUGUUUUGCUCAUUUUGUCAGGGCUUUGCUGUGGGAUUAUUUUUCAAGUCCCGGUAAGAAGUUGGCUGUAGGUAUACAUUGAUGACAAUAUACAUAAUACAGAGUUUACAUUGCAGAUUGUUGCUAGGGUAAAAAUAUGUAGGGUCUUCUGAUGCUGUCAUUUCUUUUGUUUCAUUUUAAUGUUCGCCUCGUUCUACAAUGGCACUGAUGAUUCAUGUACAGAGCAUAUAAGUGAAACUGGAAUUAUGUGCAGCAAAUUGAAGAAUGAUCAUUCUAUAGUUUUUUGUUUUA
Chenopodium quinoa (quinoa) is the source of this 2795-nucleotide messenger RNA. RefSeq lists its product as uncharacterized. Bases 740 to 2434 code for a protein of 564 amino acids. Lineage: Eukaryota; Viridiplantae; Streptophyta; Magnoliopsida; Caryophyllales; Amaranthaceae. The record is from RefSeq and is a predicted model, not a curated record. The transcript is spliced from 8 exons.